UCGUGGAUCACACAAAUGCUUGUCCUAGACGGGGUCGAACCCGCGGCACGACGCGUACAGUGGGUGUUGGUCUAUUCAUUCUGGCCGGUCUUUUGAUUUAAGCAUCCAUGUCUUGUUGUUUUUCUUUGAAGAUAAGUAAAAACGAACGUUACAUUCCCAUAAAAUCUUUAUAUUAAUUUAACAAGAAACUAUGGCGACUUAAGAUUCAGCAAAAAGAAAUAUUAGUAAGAUUGACUUAUCCAAAUUCAAAUAUUUAUUUGCUAAAAUGUAACACCUUAUGUACCAUACAUAAGGUGUUACAAUAAAUUUGUUUCAACAUGUCCUGCUAUAACAUGGCGUGCAAAUGUCAAUAUAAGUGUUUUCAAUGUAUUAAUCUAACUAAGCUAUCAUACAUUUAUAUUGUAAAAAAAAAAACUAAACGAAUAGGCCAUGGUUAUACUUUUGACAGAAGUCAUUAGAAUUAAUGAUGAUCAUAAAAUAUGAGUAAAAUAUUUAUAAAAGUUACUCUGUGUGUGUUUUUCAUAUAUAAUGUCAGUUGUAGCAGUUAUGAUGAGGACGACUCAAUAGAGGCCCAGCACCCAGAGCUAGCGAGACUGAUCAAGAUGCGCUGUACUCGCCGCUUCUCGCCUGGCGUGUGCGUCGAGGACGUCGCUCCAGUUUGGACCUUUGUGUUCUUUGCGCAGAACUGCACGGAGCGUCUUGGCUGCCCAAACCACUACCGGACGAACCGUUUCCGGAGCUACCGGAUGUGUAUGAAGCGGUGCCGGCCGCUCAUCGACAUAUACCUACAGAUGGUCGAGUUCGAAGAAAGGAAUAACACUAAAAACUUCGAAAACCAAGAGUCGGAUGGUAGUGAGGGCGAAGAGUCGGAGGCCGGUGAAGAUACUCAUUUGAGAAUCGGCGUGAGCAGGAACCUGACUCUCUCAAACGAAACCAAGAACAACAUCCUAUUGAGUGCUGAGAGUAUAACCGAAGACCCAGAAGACGAGGACUACGAGGAAGACGAGAAGACGCACGCGGUCGUGUACAAGGACGUGAGCGGGAACGAGGACAUAAUGCUGCCGGAUGUGGACUACGUGAGCGGGGAGAUCCGGUCCGAGUUCGCGGUCGGAGAGAUCCGGCCGGCUGAGGAUGUCGUGGGGUGGUGAUGGGUCAUUUGGAAUUAUGGUUUGGCAUUUGGUUUUGAAGAAUAUGUUAUGAGUUUUUUAAGCAAAAUUAAACAAAAGACGCAGUAAGG
Molecule: messenger RNA, 1237 nt
Organism: Trichoplusia ni (cabbage looper)
Lineage: Eukaryota; Metazoa; Arthropoda; Insecta; Lepidoptera; Noctuidae
Exons: 5
Coding region: 480-1148 (222 amino acids)
Molecular function (GO): serine-type endopeptidase inhibitor activity
Source: RefSeq, a predicted model, not a curated record